UUCCUGAGGUGACCGAGGGGAAAAAGGAUCCCCCUUUGUCGGGGACGGAGGGGGGAAAGCUUAGAAAUGGCAGCUGCUGCUCUAAGGUGAAAUAGCGUGGCCUGGAAAAACGUGAAAAUAGGAAUGUGAAUGUAUGAAAACAGACGUUUUUCAGAAAAAGUGCGCAAGUCUUUCUCGGAUUUGCUACCCUUUGCAGUUUGGGGAGUCUUUAGCAAACGGGGUAGCGGGUUGCUGGCGGUGCCGGGGCUGCCGUGACAGGACGCGGACAGGCCCCGCGGAGGGUCAUCCCACUCCGUACGUAGCCCCUGUCCCGCGUCUGCCGGGCAGGUGCUCUAUAAGAAGAUGCAGGAAAGCCGAGGACAAAACAUGGUAUCAAUCGGGCUCUCGGAGGCUCUUGCAAGCCUUCAAGCCGCAGUGCUGAAUGCCGGCAUAGGAGGCUUCGUGUCCCCGAAACCUCCCUUUGCAUUUACUGGUUCAGCUGCGGAUGUUCUUGUUACCCACGUUUAUGUUCACCUCCUCUCUGAAGUGUCAUAAAUCAUGGAACUAUAACGUGAAUAGCAUUGUGUUCUGCAGCUUAGGUGUAUUUUUCCAAAGUAAUUGUGAAUAUAAUGCGUAUUUUGUGGUUGCACCAAGACAUGCCCUGUCUCCUCCUGCUACUUGACGUUCCCCAAAUAAUCCCAUUUGAUUUUUUUCCCAGUUUGGCUGCAUGAGAGACGAUUCCUUGCCUUUAAUCAUCUUCCUCCUCCUCUCAGCUCUGCCUAAUUACAGUGUCCUUUCUGAGGUGGGUGGAUGUGCAGGGUGCUGUGGGUGUAUCACUGAUUCACCUCCUGCCUCUACUGUUUCAACACGCCCUUUCCUUCAUUAGAGCUGCAUAUUGAUCAGCGGCUUUCACAGAACCACCUAGAAUGUUUCGAGGACUUGCCUGUAAUUAGAAGAGCUCUGUGGGAUAGAGGAGUUGCGUUUUUCCCCUUUCUGCCUGCAUUAGUGUGCAUUAUUCAGGAGUGGACUUGAUGUGCUAUUAUAUUAGCCUUUUGCUUAGCUUGAUUAAAUCUCCUUGAAGUCCUUUGCAGACUUCUCUGAAUUUGACUAAACAAAAUCCCUGUCUGCAAACAAGUCUUACUGCUCACAUCCAGGUCUAGCACAUGAAUGUAUAAUCACAAAAUGAUCAGCAGAAUAUGCAAAAAAUGUUUUUUAGAUUUUCUGAGCGGCUGAGACAAAGCAGACCGUUUGGUUAACCAGAAAUUAAACCCCAAAUUAAACUUCACAAUUUGCUGUGGGUCUUUCAGUCCUAAAUGUGGAACAGUUACAAAAAAAGUCAAACUACUUUGAUUAAAGUCAGUCUUUUUUUUUUUUUUCAUGCGCAACUAAUCAACAUGCCUCAUUUUAAAGUUAUUUGAAUGACAGGAGGAAAAGCUUCCACACUUCCCUCUCCAGCUGGUCUAGUUUACCUAUAGACCCUCAAGAUGUUGCUUGUAAAUAUAAGUGAAAAUUUGUCAAACUGAACUACAGCCUUUAAUUAAACCCCUUGACAGUCUUCAGUUCUCAAGUUGCUUGAGGUCAGCCAAACCCCAAGGCAACCCUCGUCCCUUUGGAAAUUCUCUGGUUUGAACAGCCUUCCCUUUUCUCCCUUCCUUUCCACUGCGAGAGCUGCUUAUCUAAGAGUAAUGGGGUAUUUUUGUACCUGCCUGCUAGGUGUUUGUGGAGGGACUUUCGUCUGUAGGGAGAGUGAGUGGAAAAGGGAGAUUAAUUUGGCUCCCAGGGAGCGAACCCCCUGUCGGGAGGCACAGGACAGGGGGGUGGGGAGGUGGCAGGUGGCACAUUUGUCCCUUGUAAGGGCUUGGACCUCCGUGUUGCCCUAUCUGCUGGUGGUGAAUGCCAGGACAUCUCAGGAGCAGCUGGAAGCAGGACCAGAGUCUCUGUUUAUGAGUCACUGUGUUCUGGUGGUUGUGUUAAGUGAACAUGCAGUCCUAGGUGUAAUGAUACAUGAGAAGUCAGACUCUUGCUUUUUUUCCCUUUUAAUCUUUUUUACUUUUUCUCCUGUUCUCCUUUGGAACAACCUUAUUCCCUCAUCAUUCAUUUGUAUGUUCAUGAGACUGCUCAUCUGAGAAUGGAAACUCUGUUUAAGCAGCUGAGGAUGCCAGGGUGAAACUCCCUGCUUUGUCUCUGUCCAGUGUGCUCAGCAAUGUUUCAGGAAAAAAGCUGCACCAUCUUCAGAUGUUUCUUAUUUACUUUGAAAACUUAUCUGCACUUCCAGCGCACAAGCUUUAAUAGUGAACUGUGUAAGUCAGUGAGUAGUUUAAAGGACGGAGUUAUUGCAGCUGUCCUAAGAAAGCGGGUAUCGAGUUUCUCAUCUGGAAACAAAAGCACAGGCUGGUCCACCUGUUCCUCGGGGGGAAUGCUCUGCUCAUGUCAAUGGUAUGUAGGAAAGAAAGGCACUGCGUGGCUAAUUGCUCUCAGACCAGGAAAAAUCAGAAGUAAGGAAUGUUUUUUUAGUCUUAGGUAAUGGGUGGAAUAUUUAGUCGAUGUUCAAAGUGACAAGUAAAAGUAUGAUUGGAUGUGCUCAUUUACUAGAAAAAGACCAUACUGCUGCACUGAGAUAAUUGAUAAUUGGAUGUAGAUAGAAGUAUUUAGUGUUCUCUUUUCUUUGCCUUCUAUUCUUUGGUUUUUUGAGACUUGGAUUGUGUUUCCACCCUUUUUUACAGCAGCAAGCUCUGCUAGACAUUUAUCUCUUCCAAUCUUUUUUUUUUUUUGCUUGUCCCCAUCCCAGGAAAGUAAAGAUUUACACAAACCGAUGAAGUUAAAGCACAUUUUAGGAAAAAAGUUAGGAGAGCUGACUGCAAGGUGCGGACCUGACACUCUCGCAGCAAGUCAGGAGGGAAGGGUGUGCAGUCCCGGCCGGGGGGGGUGGGGUCUUGGGGUGUCUGCCAGGCUGUGGCCUGGGGGCCGGGAGGAGCUGGCGGAACCCACCCCAGCACAGGGCAGGCGGCCGGAGGCCUCCGCGCAAGCCAGGGCAGUGAAAUAGGGGGAGGCAGUGGGAGGUAUCUCACCUUGAUAAAGCCCCCUCAGCAUCUUCUCUGGAGCACUAACUUUUCCUGAGGUUGUGUGGUUGAGUGGUUUCUGUGGUUUUUUGUUUUGUUUUGUUUUUUCCCACUAGAGCGCUGUUCUGAAAUGAUCCUAUUUCACUGUUUUGACCUCCGUGAAGUCCAGGUCCCUAGCAGUGACAGCUGGCCGUUUCCUCUGCUCCCUUGUCUUGCCCUUGUCAGGCCAUUUCUCCCAUCUUCUGUUCAAGUGUAACGCUGGCUGGCUGGGUGCUGAGAUGCUGCCUUUGCUGCCAAUAUGCUGUGUUAUCACACUUUGCCUCCACCCUGCUCUCAAGAGGUCUCUGAAACCCGAGGAGUUUAUUUUUUAGGGUUAUUGAGUCCCAUCACACCACUCAUAAUUGCUCAAGGUGGAAAUUUUGGAAGGGAUAGCAGAGGGGUGAGGAAGUUCUGACAUGCUGCUUCCCUGUCCCUUUGCCCUGGCAGCAGGAGCUGGGGUGCCUCCUUCCUGCGCUGUUACACGGUGCCAGGGUAGGCCUUCAUUUGGCUGCCAUUUAUGGAAGCAAAACCACUAAAAGUAAAAUCCCAGUGGAUUUUAGUGGUGUGGCACUCUGUAUUGCAGUUCAAAAAGUGGUUAAAAUCAUUCCCAAGAACCAAUUAUUGCAAAUAAAAUAGUUCUCAGGAUUUGAUCAUAUGAUUUUCUGUAAAAUAAUGUUAAUCUCAAGUUGGUAAAUUGUGGGGGUGUUUUUGCAGUAUACAAUCGUUAAUUCCGGUCAUUCGGCUUUUGGGUCCUACCUAAAAAGCCAGCAGUAGCCAGUAGCAAAAGCCAGUAGCUGGCUUUUGGAAGCAGUGAUGUUUUAGGCACUCUCUUUAGAAUUGCACCAAUUCAGGAUGCAUCUCUGCAAUGCAGUUUUUCCACAUUCUUCAUACAACCCAGCAAAGCCUGUGGAAAUCAUGGAGUGAUCCAACUGCUGAAGGCAGACCUUUGGUCUUUAAGGUAGAGGCUUUCCGUGACGCAGCAUGUGCUAUGGAACAAGAGAAAGAAAUCCUGCUAGAAAUGAUCCACAAUAUACAGAACAGCCAGGAUAUGAGGCACAUCAGUGAAGGUGAGAGAGAAGAACUUAAUUUGACUGCUAAUCGUCUGAUGGGCCGAACCCUCACUGUGGAGGUUUCUGUAGAAACCAUCCGAAAUGCCCAGCAGCAGGAAUCCCUACUGCAUGCCACGAAGAUGAUCGAUGAAAUCGUCAAUAAACUUCUAGAUGAUUUGGAAGAUGCCAAAAUCCGCUUAAUGUCACUUUACGGUGCGUGCACAUCUGACGUGCCAGCGGGACCCAUCGAUCAGAAAUUUCAGUCUGUGGUAAUUGGAUGUGCCAUUGAGGAUCAGAAGAAAAUCAAAAGGCGGCUAGAGACUCUGCUCAGAAACUUAGAAAAUUCUGAAAAGUCAAUCACAUUGUUGGAGCAUCAGAAAUCAUCUGUUCGACAGUCUUGCAACAGCAAACAGGAUUAAACUACCUUCCUGGCUACUUCUGGCAAAUCGCAGGAUGAGCAAGUCUCUGCAAACAGCACACAGAAGCUAAGAAAAAAAUCCUCUGUACAAGCACAGGUGUAUAUAUGCAUGCACCUGCACCAGAAUAUCUUUGAUUGCGAGGUGCGAGCAUUUAAUGGGUUUUGGUAGCAUUGGCAUUUUCUUUCGGCAAUAAAGAAUGCUAUCAGUUCUCCUGUAGAGUCGAUACAGCGCUAUUGCAAAUUGUAAUUGUGCUUCAGCUGAACUGUCAGAAACCGUCAAAAUCUAGUCUUCUUCCAUUCUCCUUGUUUUGGUUUGUUUUUUUUUAAACUAAAGUUGUUUUGUCAUAUCAUGAGAUUUCAGCUUUUCUCUGCUGUAUACGUAAGUGUGUGAACCAGACUUUUGGGGACAAAAGACAAAUCAUGGCAAUAAAUCAGAAACACUAAUAAACUGUAUAUGGUAUUUUCAUAAACAAUACACUGACCUACUCAUUACCAUUUAUAGUUUGAAUAAUUUGGCUCUAUUUGUAAGUAGAUCACAAUACUUCCAAGAGACAGAAAUACCCAGUUUGUAACUGAGGAUGUGAAAAGCAACACGUCCCCUCCAAAGCUCACAACCAAGGCUGGAAACAAGCUCCAGCUCUCGUGAUACCCUUCCAUGCCUGCCUGGUGAACCAUCCUGCCCCCCCCCCCUUCCCAUUUAUUUGUAGUUUGAGGUUGCUGUGUAUUUUUUUAAAAAAUAUAAAGGGGAAUUGUAUUUUAUCAGCAAACUCAUUUUGCAUCAUCAUCUGUGAAGCCACAGAGCAAACCAGUUGAAUUCUCAACUGAUAUACCAUAUUUGUUUCUUGUGUAGGAUGGGACUUUGUUUAACAUAACUCACUCUUUGGGUGAGUGGCUUUUUUUCUCUUUUUUUUUUUUUUGCUUCCACUCCCUUACUCCAUAUAAUUUCUGCUCAUUGUUGCCAUACUCUGUUGCUGUGGGUCAAAAGCUGAAGAUUUUAGUGUAAGCCUGGAAUUUUGCAACCCCUUGUAGCCUGUCAGUUUUGUGCUAUUUCACCAAAGGCUGGUGGUCACCUGAGGACAGCAGGGGGCUCUGGCUCAGCCCUUGGCUCAGAUUAAAGCUCAGCUGGAGGAAGCAGGAAUGGCUGGAGAUGCCACUACCCAACCCCAGUCUCUUCUGCAGCAGUGGGCUGCCUUCAGCCUUACAGCCUGAGCAUCACACCUGGAUGCUCCCAGAGCACCAGCCCCAGGUGGGAGCUCUUCAUGUCAGGCUUCUGCACAACCAAAGCUCUGGAGGGGGUUAUUCUCACAAAUCAUGCUGUGAAAUAAACUGAACAUAGUUUAUUGAUGCUUAGAAUAUUCCUUCAAUAUCUGUUUUUUUUAAAGGCCAUUCUAAGGUUAUUUAGGCCAAAAGUGUUAAGGGUUUUUUUGUUGUCUUUUCUAGAUCCUCUUCAUUGUACCAACAGCUGAAAGUAUUUUCAUUUUUUAUAGCAGUUGUACAGAUGUCUUUGUUCUUAAGGACAAAAUGAUCACAACCUCUGUAUCUACAGCUAAUAGUGUAGAUUAGACUUACUUUGACUUAAGUUACUGGUUUAUUUUUAAAAUUCUUUCUUCCAUUUGCCUCCCAAGUCCUGUGUUACCUGACCUACAGGAGGUCUGCAAUACAGCCAUCACUACCCUCUCCUCUGCUUUAAGAUUGUGCACUAACAUGCCACAGCCAUUAAAGAUCUUACAGAUUUGAACAAUCUGAUUUUAAAACCAGUGAUACUGUCCUUAAAGUUUCUUUCACAGUCAUACCUGUAAGACACAGCAAAAGACUUUUUUUUUUUUUUACCAUAGUUUCAUACCAGCUAUUUUAAAGUAACUUAACAGAGCUAAACAUAUCUGGCAUCAUACACAUGAUGGAGAUCAACAAAAGAACAGAUUCAAGUUUUUCUCUUUUUUAAGUGCUCUGUUGUCAAAAAUCAAAACACAGUAGGCGUAAGGCAGCUGGGACAAAGGUUUAAGAAGCACUAAUGGAACUUUCGGUCCCAUUAUCUCCUGAGCAAUAGAACAGGCUGUGCUCACUUCUCAGCAUAAACCAGUCUUGCAAACAGGAAAAAAUGCCAUUUGCGGGUAUGAAACAUCUCAGCGAUGCCAGAGUACCCAGGUGUUCGCAGUGGUUACCGCGGGGGCUGGCAGCAGAAGCCACAUUAAACAGCCACCCACCCGCCUGAAGCUGAACAUGAUAGAGCUGCACAGUACAUGAAACCCCCACCUCUUGAGUGGCAAAGCUGCUUCUCAAAGUCUUUGUGUAACCGUAGUUAAGCUCUUCCCUGGCCUAAAAAUACGUGACCAUAAAAAUGUGAGUUGUCUUACAUUUCAAGAUUUUUUUCUUGCCUAAAACAUUGUUAAUUAAUCCUUAUUGGGGUGUUAAGCAAGUUGGGUUUCUGUGUGCAAAACUGCAUGCAAGAGGAAGCAGGGGUAUAUUACUUCCCAGACUCUCAAGAUACCUGGAUAAAGACAAAAAAACCCAACAAAAUACCCCAACCAACCACCAGUGACUAUUUACCUGAUUCUUCUCAGAAAAUGCGCCAGGCAUCACUGAUAUAUCGGUAAUAUUUUAAUGCCACUUCCAAUGUCUACAACCAUUCACUUAAACCUUGUCACUGUGUUAUCCAGACCCAUCACAAAAAAUAAAAUGACCAGAAAGAACAGAACGAAAUCAGUAUUUUGUAUCUGAACUGUGUGGUGAAGAAAUCAUAGGCAAGAGCUCAAGCAUCAGCAUUUUGUUAGAUGGGGGUGCCAAUGCUUGUUCCUUUGAGGGUAUCAAAUGUGCUGUCUUGGGUCCCAACUCUUUGCAACACAUGGGCUAGAACCGGGCACACGAGUUUCUCCAGCAGAUUCAGUUCGCACAGCUACAGGCUUACAGCCAUUUUUUGAAAUUUAAUACACUGACAAUUUAUUAUAACCACAGAAGUAGUGACUUGUGCCAGACCAAACAGUAAUCAGACAGAUUUAAGUUGCAUGAUACAACUAACGUCACUUACAAGAGAACAGCAGAAUUAAUUCAUAGGGAUUUACAGGAACAGCAUACACAGAAUAUUCAGUUUUAAACAUUUAUUUUUCCACUUGAGGAUUUAUGGUAAGUUAUGCUGACUUUAUUUUUUCUAGAAAUAUAUUACAUUUAACUUGAGAUCAUGAUGGUGAUAAAAACAGUUAUGUACAUUAUCUGUUUUAACCAGUUUACGUGAACUUGCAAAUAAGAGUUGUCAUUUAUUAGUAAUGCUGCAUCUUUAUCCUCACACUGAGAGCAUAUUUCUGCUGGUCCAGAGUAAUUUUUUACUUUUUUUGACCAACUUAAGUCAGUUCUGCUGAACCACAUUUAUCUCAGUAAGGUAAGACAGAACACUCACUCCACAAGUUAUUAAUCAGUAUUACCCUACUAUUAGAAACCUGAGAAUGAGUCUAGUUUAGUUCUAGGACUCACCUGGCUUUGAGACGACUCCUAUAGAGCACUUCUUUGACACAGAACUGUUUGAAAGUUUCUCUUGUUCUAUUAUAGCACCUUUCAUUUGGAAUCUAAGCAUUGCUGCGUUUUUUUCUUCUGUAAUUUUGGUUACCUGUUUGGAUGCUGUAUUUAACAGAAGUAUUUUCUUUUAUCAAUACUAUCUGAGCAUUGAAAGAAAGAUGUGCACAACUGUUGCUCCCCACAAAAAGAUGGUAAGGUGAUUUUGAGGAAAUCAAACUUGUUAGACCACGUUUGCUCUCCGGUUUAUGUAUAGUUAGUGUCCAGGUACUGCAACUUCAGCCAAAGGUCUGUGACUACAUUUAGAAAAGCAGCAGGGGCUUAGGUACCAUCACUGGAAUCCAAGCAGCAUGUUUGUUUGCUUGCUGUAUGACUGAAUUCCCACAAGAGGGUUCUGCAGUGCAAAUCAUUAAUUCUGUUAUCAGUUGGUAGUUAUCAACUUGAACAGAUGAAUUAACAGGUUCAGAGUGCAUGUUCACUGAGUAGUAUGCAUGUACCCUAGCAUAACCUCCAGGCAGUACGUGUUCUGCUGCUCAAUUCCCUUUAGUAUAAUGUACAUCUACAGAAGUGAUGCAAAGGAAAACUAUGUGUCAGAUAGGCUGUAGCCCAAUAACGGAGAAGAAAAAAAAAGAAAAGACAAAUUUUACUGAAGCAUAAAAAAAAUUAAACAGGAAAUCAGACUGACA
Athene cunicularia (burrowing owl) is the source of this 8734-nucleotide messenger RNA. RefSeq names its product BCL2 associated athanogene 2 (gene BAG2). The transcript has 3 exons. Gene Ontology annotation, molecular function: adenyl-nucleotide exchange factor activity; protein-folding chaperone binding. Bases 3943 to 4545 code for a protein of 200 amino acids. Lineage: Eukaryota; Metazoa; Chordata; Aves; Strigiformes; Strigidae. The record is from RefSeq and is a predicted model, not a curated record. Gene Ontology annotation, biological process: protein stabilization.